Messenger RNA from Cylicostephanus goldi, 861 nucleotides. The record is from the annotation of a GenBank genome assembly. Lineage: Eukaryota; Metazoa; Nematoda; Chromadorea; Rhabditida; Strongylidae.
CUGAUAGAACCUUUAAACUUCUAUCAGUUUAGGAUUUGUCAGUUCAUCUCCUGCUCUGCAGAAAACUUCAAGAAAGAUCCUACAUUUGGAAAUAUACAAUUGGCAGCACAGUUUUUUAUUAAUCCCGAAGCAAUCACGGCAGUGUGCAAAGAACAAGGGAUGGAUGAAGGCCAAUGCAAGCUUUUCUCAAAUGGUUUCCAACUCAUUGAUAGGUUCAUAACAACCAUUGAGUCCAGGUCUUCGAGUAAAAUCGAGCCACCUAAGACAGAAGCACCGAAAAUUCCAGAAAGAAUGGAAAAUGAUAUUAUGAUGGAUGAUGCUGAGUAUAUAAUGGAUCUACCACAACCACGAAAGGUUUACGGAUCAAAAACAUGGAGCAGUCAGCCAGAACAGACCGGAGGACCACACUUGCUUGACGUUCGCAAUGACCUUGUAGCCAGUUUCACACCUUUACCACCUGCUCCUCCCCUUCUGCCACCUACGCCACCGCCAGCCCCACCUUUGGCAUUUCCAACUGUGCCGUCACUUAUCGUUCCUCCCAUUGUUGCUUCUAUUCUGCCCGUUGACAAGCUUUUCAAGCUUAAGCCUGAUCCAAUCAUACGACGGCAGCACGAUACCGACUGGGAUUUCCUGGAUGACGAUGAUGACGAUAAACAACGGCGAGUAAAAAGAGGGGACUACUAUGAUGAUGUACACGGUUCAAAAUCAGGUUCUGCUAACUCAGAAUCACACCCCACACAGACUGGUAGCUCAUCUGGACCAUCUGAUGACUACUAUGGUGCUAUCACAGAUGCUGCUCCGAAACCACCGGUGGAAAGUACUCCUUUACAAAAUUGUGUUCACAUUUUAGGAAUUUAUUAA